AAUACUCGUGUUAAAAAUAUCGUGCUAACAUAAUAUUUUAUUUGCAAAUGUCCCAAAAACGUUCACUCUUUAUCUUUCACUUUUUCAUAUAUAUAUAUAUAUAUAUAUAUAUAUAUAUAUAUAGUGUCUUGCAGUUUUUUUCUGCAUUUCAUCGAAUAAGUUUCAGGCCUGCAAUGGCGAUGUCUUUCUCUACUGGGGCUCAUGUUUGCAAGAACUACCCACAAAAACCUGCCAGCAAGCUGACCUCUCCUAAACUCCUUCCAUCUCGAGAUUGUUAUUCCGCUUCUGGAAACUCUGGUUGGUUAAGCGCUGCUUCUAAUCAUGUGAAAUUGGCGAUUUCUGGAAAGACGCUUGCUGUAAAGCCUCGUGUCAAACUAUCAUGGGAGAAGAGAACCGCAGUGUUCAGAACUGCAACUAUAGAGGAAAUCGAAGCUGAAAAAUCUUUUAUAGAAGAAGAUGUUAAAGAGAGGAUGGAGAAGACUAUUGAGAGUGUUAGGUCGAAUUUCAACUCUAUAAGGACAGGGAGAGCUAACCCGGCAAUGCUGGAUAAAAUUGAGGUGGAGUACUAUGGUACUCCAGUCAGCUUGAAGAGCAUAGCCCAAAUUGGCACUCCUGAUGCUAGUUCUAUCCGGAUACAGCCCUAUGAUAAAUCCAGCCAAAAAGCUAUAGAGAAGGCAAUUGUCAAUUCUGAUCUUGGUAUGACUCCAAAUUCUGAUGGAGAAGUAAUAAGAUUAGCUCUCCCUCAAUUAACAUCUGAAAGGAGGAAGGAGUUGUCAAAAGUUUUGGCCAGGCAAGCUGAGGAAGGGAAGGUUGCUUUAAGGAACAUAAGAAGAGAUGCCGUCAAAUCGUAUGAAAAACUUGAAAAGGAGAAAAAACUCUCUGAAGACAAUGUAAAGGAUCUAUCUAAUGAUUUACAAAAAGUUACUGAUGAGUAUAUUAGGAAGAUCGAUGCUAUCUAUAAGCAGAAGGAGAAGGAAUUGCUGACCGUCUAGCAGCAGCUUUUGGGCACGCAAAGUUUAGUUUGGGUUUUACUGGAACACACGCACUUCCUCACAUCUUCUAUGCCCAUGUUUAGUAUGUUUCUGAUUCAUAAAUUUUGUGCAGUUAU
Molecule: messenger RNA, 1108 nt
Organism: Cuscuta campestris
Lineage: Eukaryota; Viridiplantae; Streptophyta; Magnoliopsida; Solanales; Convolvulaceae
Source: the annotation of a GenBank genome assembly